Molecule: messenger RNA, 639 nt
Organism: Pipistrellus kuhlii (Kuhl's pipistrelle)
Lineage: Eukaryota; Metazoa; Chordata; Mammalia; Chiroptera; Vespertilionidae
Product: spermatogenesis-associated protein 31D3-like
Exons: 4
Coding region: 1-366 (121 amino acids)
Source: RefSeq, a predicted model, not a curated record
AUGAACCUCAUGGAUACAAACAUUCAGUGUCAGUGUCAGGACAGAGCCAAGAGGAGGAGGAAGAGGGAGACACAGACAGAUAGAAGAUACUCCCAGAGGGAAGAAGAGGAUAAAAAGAUGCUGAUUUCUCUCCUUAAAAGCCCCCUCGGCCAUCAUCAUUAUACCAUCCGCUUUCGUCAGCUGUUAUGUCCAGACCCCACCUGUGAGGUGUGUAAUGAUGCAACUGCUAAGAUGGAUCAGCUGCUGUCCUCAUUGGCCCUGGAAGAUGCUACUCUCUCUGUGUCCCUUUUGGCUUCUGCAUCUCCUGUGAUUGAGCCAUCAUUCAUCCAUUCCCCACCUUCUCAGCAGUCCCUCCAGGAGAUCUAAUAUCACCUCAUCUGCCUGAGCAUUUCCCAACACACUCCUCCAUUCUCUCCCCUAAACCAGCGACUUCCUUUGGUCAUUUCCCAUUAAAAUCAUCGCCAGCUCACACUCUGCCAGCAGAUAUUUUACCUCCCAUGAUAGCUGAAUUUCCAGUGCAUCAUCAUUCUUAUCAUAAACCUUUUCCCUAGCACCUGGUACUAAGACUACGGGUGCUGCUGUUCACCCAGAAGCCUCUGACCCUGAAGAUCAUCUUUGUUGACUUCUUUAUUAACCAAG